Phragmites australis (common reed) is the source of this 1501-nucleotide messenger RNA. RefSeq names its product receptor homology region, transmembrane domain- and RING domain-containing protein 1-like. The transcript is spliced from 4 exons. Bases 258 to 1085 code for a protein of 275 amino acids. Lineage: Eukaryota; Viridiplantae; Streptophyta; Magnoliopsida; Poales; Poaceae. The record is from RefSeq and is a predicted model, not a curated record.
UUGGAAACCCUGUGUUCAAAGGAGGCCCGAGCGUUUCAAGCUAGACGAAAAGGAAAGCACCAAAGCGGUCGGAUGGAGAUGGGGUAGUAACUUGUGUUUUCAAUCGCCUGAGAGGAGCAUUUUCCAAUUUUUCCUAUUACCAGUUUCAAUUAAUGGAAGGGGGAGGAGUAUCCACUAUCCAAUCCUAAAUUCUAGUAUUCCCGAAGUUACGAGAGCAGCCGAAAAUCCGUCCUUCACUCACAUCCCAUGCCCCGGCGAUGAACCCCCGCGUGGUCCUCCUGCUCCUCGCCGCCGCCCUCAGCCCCUGCGCCGCCCUCGUCCGCCUCCACUCCUCCUCCUUCUCCUUCACCUUUCUUGACGCCCCUGCGCGCUUCGGGCCCCGCGUGGGCGGCGAUGGGAUCUGCGGCUCGCUGCGCGCUGCGGAUCCUGCCGAGGCGUGUGCGCCCAUCAAAACCCCCCGCGGCGGUGCGGGCCGGAGGGCGUUCGUGCUGAUCGCGAGGGGCAACUGCAGCUUCGAGGACAAGGUGCGGGCGGCGCAGCGGGCCGGGUUCGACGCUGCCAUCGUGUAUGACGAUGAGGAGAAGGCCAGCCUGUACUCCAUGGUUGGUGACUCUGAGGGCAUACACAUACCUGCGAUAUUCGUUUCCAAGAUGGCUGGGGAAACACUGAAGAAGUUUGCCAGAGGUGAAGAUGAUGAGUGCUGUAUGAACUUAUCGAUGGAUGAGACUGCAGGGACAGUGUUGGUAAUGUCAUUCGUAUCACUUGUUGUCAUCAUAUCAGUUCUUGCCUCUUUUCUGUUUGCGCGGAACUGCCGACUUCUACGGCAUGGAGUUGAUAAUCGACCACCUUACAUCAAGAAACAUGUGGUGGAAAAGCUUCCCUGCUCGGCAUAUAGUGCUCCCUGUUCAAGUGGAGAUAAUUUUCAGGAAGCUUGUGCAAUUUGUUUAGAAGACUACAAUAAUGGUGAUACUCUUAGGCAUCUCCCAUGCAAACACGAAUUUCACAAGAUCUGUAUUGAUUCCUGGCUCACAAAAUGGGGCACCUUCUGCCCCAUAUGCAAGCUCGAAGUAAUCUCGGGUGAAUAGGCAUACUUCAUUAGUCAUUACUGCAGCAUCCAAGUGCUGGCAGUUAUAUGAAAGUUUGCUGAACUGUUGAUCCAUUGAAAGAUUCAUCUCAACAGUUUAUCCUAAGAACGAAGUUUGAGCAGCAGUUCAUCAGAUUGGGCUCAUAUAUCGCCAUUAGAGUACUGCCCGUUGAGGUCAAUAUUGGUAUUGGAUUAUUUGUUUUAGCUUCUUUUGUGGUGUUUGAAAAGCCUCAAGAAGCUCUGCUGCUGCUAAAUGCCAGGUAUUUCGUUGCUUCUGUCACGGUGCGUCGUGCCAUAGUUUUCUUGAUUAUUUUCCCUACUUGUUCUGGACAAACCAAGUGUUGUGUACAAGCAAGUGUAAUCUCAAACCCAACAGAAACCCCUUUGCAUAUUAAGUUACAUCACUGUGCUUUUUUA